Darwinula stevensoni is the source of this 1215-nucleotide messenger RNA. The record is from the annotation of a GenBank genome assembly. NCBI's taxonomy places the organism in Eukaryota, Metazoa, Arthropoda, Ostracoda, Podocopida, Darwinulidae.
CUGAGCGUUACUUGGAUGUGCGUUGCGCUCGUCGUUGUUACUUUCUCGCCCGUCGUAAAAGAUGCGCGCCUGGAUCUUGGUGUUCGUGUGGCUACGCCUCUUCCACGGAAUCCAUGGAUCCGUCAGCACGAGCACAGUGAAACCCGAGGGAGAGGAGCCGGCUGCGAGCAGCAACGACGUCUUGCAUAAACGGGAUCACCAGCACCAUAAACACCACGUGUCGAAAUUGCGCCAGAUAUUUUACUCUCGCGCUUCUGUCUCUGGGUGUUCUGCGUUACUUCGAGUGCACCUCAUCCUAAUGGCACGAAUGUUCUCCUUUGCAGAGAUUCGGUGUUUUUGCAACCUGCCCCAAUGUGCGUCCAGCUACAUGUGCAAGUCCCCGUUGGGUCACUGCUUCACCGAGGUGAUCGACGUGGAAAAACCAGAAAAGACUCGUCAUGGAUGCGUGGAAAUGUUGGAGGAGGCUGAGAUGGAGCCAUGCCUAUUGGCCGGAGACAAGGACGAUCCGAACUUGUUGGUGAAGUGCUGUCGUGAGGAUCUGUGCAACUAUGUCCACAUGGACAUGGUCCUCCAGAUGAAGACCAAGCCCGAGCAGGGACCAGACGCGAUAAAGCCGGCAACGACGACGCCAUCGGACGCGGCUUUACAACAGGAUCUGUGGUUCAAGGCAGCGACGAUCGCAGUCCCCAUCGCCGGUGGUUUCAUCUUGAUCAUUUUGGUCCUCUUGGCGGUUCGGAUGCUCCGAAAGGACUCGAAAAGACAGAGGAAUAAUGUGGACUUGGAACGCAGGGCCUACCCCUACCCUAGCCCCUACUACCAUCAGCAGGAACUCCUGCUAGGGGACGAACAUGUGAAGGAACCGUGUUUUUAUCAUCAUCAUCACUGCCAUCACUGCUGCCCUGGUGAAAGUGUGAAGAACCCAAAAGUUGCGGGUGUGAAUUUGCAGGAAGGAAACAAUCCCUAUUUAAACGACAACAUGGGGAUGGGUUCCGUGAUUCGAUGGAGUGGGCAUUCCUCCCAACCCCCUCCUCCUUCACCCCCGGCUUCCGUUUGAGAGAAUCCGGGGAAUUCACCCGCAUUGUGAUCCAUUUCCUCAGUGUUUUCUCAUAUGUGAUAUCCAUGUGGAGGGGACUUCCGCCUCCUCCAUUAAUUUAUACCAGUCAAAGAUAUGCGAGUGUUUGUAUGAAUGAUAUAAUAAAAAGUCAGUCACUUGUA